UUUACUUUGAUUUUGAAACGAAACGACCAUUACAGUGCACUACAGCCCAUUGUCAGAUUUACAGUCAUAUUCGAUUUUUUAGUGUCAAAUAAUUUCGAGCAAUUACAUUUGUUUUGGAAAAUGGGUCGUAAUAGGAAAGUGGAUAUGGAUCCAAUUAAAAGAGCUCGUAUAGAUAAGAUGCUUGAGCAGAGAAAACGAAUAGGAAUUAGGGAAACUUGUAAUGAGACAACAGGAGAACUUAUCAAUGAUGGAGUGAAACAAACCACGAGUGAGACACCAGAAAAAGUUAUGAAUAAAGAUUUAUUCGCAACAUUAUACCACAGUUCACAGAUUUGGAUUUCCAAAGUCACUUUCGUAUGUCACGGGCAUCCUUUACAGCUUUGGUUUCAUUUUGCCAAGAUCACAAGCUCCCGGAUUCAGCAGAGUUUCCACACCGUUAUAUAGAACCUCUGCCAAUGGACUAAAUGGUUUAUAUAACGCUGUGGUAUAUAGCAAAUCAAUGCACACAUCGAGAAAUAUCGCUUUUAUUUAAUCGAUCUGUUUCAACAAUUUGGUUAUCCGUCAAUCAGUGUACCAAAAUCAUCGAACUUCAGCUACAACAUUUCAUUAAAUGGCCAACAGGUGAAGAGGCCCCAUUGAUUGCAGAUGAAUUCCAACAUGUUGCAGGAUUCCCUGGUGUUAUUGAAGCAAUGGACGGUACUCACAUAGAAAUUGUAUCCCCCUCAGAAAAUCAGAAGGAUUUCAACAACAGAAAGAUGCGCCACUCCCUCAUCUUGUUAGCUGUUUG
Molecule: messenger RNA, 787 nt
Organism: Daphnia magna
Lineage: Eukaryota; Metazoa; Arthropoda; Branchiopoda; Diplostraca; Daphniidae
Exons: 4
Coding region: 121-444 (107 amino acids)
Source: RefSeq, a predicted model, not a curated record